AUUAUGUACGCAGUACAACACAUCCUGCAGGAGUCUAAGCGUUUUUUAAUUCAGUAUUUGAAAAAUAUCGUUGGUUUCGAAUAUAAAAUGACGUGUGGCAUGUGCAGCCAGCCUUUAUUCGCUCAAUAUCUUAAACGGAAGUGGUGUUUGCUAGUGCACAAGUAAAAUAAGUGGUAAAGUUGAGUGUGUAUCGAAAUACAUAUUGGAGUAGAGUCGCACCAAAAAAAUGGUGAAAAUGCUACGCAGGCUAAGGCGCACUAAUGGCUCGAUUUCGCUGAGGGCAUGCUCUAAAUCCAAUCGUCGUUUUGUUGCUUUGGUACUUUGUUAUUGUAUUUAUUUCGUGUUCAUAAGAUUGAGUUCAGCCCAAGCUGAAGAGGCCAUUACAGCGGUUGAUAACGACGUGUCUCACAUUGGCGAUGAUUGUCAAGUGACACCGGUAAUUCAUGUGCUACAAUAUCCCGGCUGUGUACCGAAGCCAAUACCAUCGUUUGCCUGUGUCGGUCGGUGUGCUAGCUAUAUACAAGUGUCUGGCAGUAAAAUUUGGCAAAUGGAACGUUCAUGCAUGUGCUGUCAGGAGUCGGGUGAACGCGAAGCUGCUGUCUCCCUAUUUUGUCCAAAAGCCAAACAUGGUGAACGUAAAUUCAAGAAGGUACUAACGAAAGCCCCACUGGAGUGUAUGUGUCGUCCGUGCACCUCCAUUGAGGAGUCUGGCAUCAUUCCACAGGAGAUUGCCGGCUAUUCAGAUGAGGGACCAUUGAAUAAUCACUUCCGUCGCAUUGCAUUGCAGUAGGUGAAAUUGAAUACCAUUUAUUGUAGCAAAAUAUUUUUAAUACAAUUUUUCUG
This is a messenger RNA of Ceratitis capitata (Mediterranean fruit fly), 843 nucleotides long. RefSeq names its product bursicon (gene Burs). Gene Ontology annotation, molecular function: BMP binding; receptor ligand activity. Gene Ontology annotation, biological process: animal organ morphogenesis. Bases 227 to 790 code for a protein of 187 amino acids. Lineage: Eukaryota; Metazoa; Arthropoda; Insecta; Diptera; Tephritidae. The record is from RefSeq and is a predicted model, not a curated record. The transcript has 3 exons.